ACAUUAUUCAAAACAACAUCAAAAAUGUUUGCCAAAAUCUUAGCCUUUGGUUCUCUGCUGGCAGCAGCCAACGCUGGUUUCCUGCACGGCCACGCUGUCUCAUCUCAAAGUAUCGUGCGUCAUGAUGAGGGUCAUGCCACUCCAUUGUCGUACGCUUCUCCUCUUGUCCACGCUGCUCCCUUGGCUUAUGCUCCCGUAGUAUACGCACCUUCUGCUCACUAUGCUGGUCACGAAGAAUACGCUCACCCCAAAUACGACUUCGCGUACUCAGUAGCCGACCCCCACACCGGUGACCACAAGUCCCAGCACGAGAGCCGCGACGGUGACGCCGUGCACGGAUACUACUCUCUGGUGCAACCCGAUGGUUCCGUCCGCAAAGUUGAAUACUCUGCUGAUGACCACAAUGGAUUCAAUGCCGUUGUUCACAACUCUGCCCCAUCAGUCCACCCCCAGGCUUACUACCAUCAUUACUGAAGAAUUGCACAAUAUAAUAUUAUAGAAGAAAAAUUUGGAUAAUUUAUUAAAAGUUAUUUAGAAUUCAU
Nymphalis io (European peacock) is the source of this 542-nucleotide messenger RNA. Its product is annotated as cuticle protein 8-like. The transcript has 4 exons. Gene Ontology annotation, cellular component: extracellular matrix. The coding region runs from base 25 to 474 and encodes 149 amino acids. NCBI's taxonomy places the organism in Eukaryota, Metazoa, Arthropoda, Insecta, Lepidoptera, Nymphalidae. The record is from RefSeq and is a predicted model, not a curated record.